Messenger RNA from Argentina anserina (silverweed cinquefoil), 1534 nucleotides. RefSeq names its product cytochrome P450 89A2-like. The transcript has a single exon. Lineage: Eukaryota; Viridiplantae; Streptophyta; Magnoliopsida; Rosales; Rosaceae. Gene Ontology annotation, cellular component: membrane. The record is from RefSeq and is a predicted model, not a curated record. Gene Ontology annotation, molecular function: oxidoreductase activity, acting on paired donors, with incorporation or reduction of molecular oxygen, NAD(P)H as one donor, and incorporation of one atom of oxygen; iron ion binding; heme binding. Bases 17 to 1534 code for a protein of 505 amino acids.
AAGAAAACCACUCACCAUGCAAACCUGGCUCCUCCUUCUCACCAUCCUCCUCAUCUCUCUCCUCAUCAGACCAACUCUCUCCCUCCUGAAAACCAAGAAGCUCCCACCGGGACCAACCACCAUCCCCAUAAUCAGCAGCCUUAUAUGGCUCCGGAAACCCUUCUCCGAACUCGAGCCAGUCAUUCGAAACCUCCAGGCCCGCUAUGGUCCAAUCAUCACCCUCCAAAUCGGUUUCCGCCCUUGCAUAUUCAUCUCCAACCGCUCCCUCGCUCACCGGGCUCUCAUUCAAAACGGCGCCGUCUUCGCCGACCGCCCCCCUGCCUUAGCCACCACCAGACUCACAACCAGCAACCAGCACAACAUCAACUCCGCCUUCUACGGCCCCACGUGGCGCCUCCUCCGCCGUAACCUCACUUCCGAAAUCCUCCACCCUUCCCGCGUCAAAGCCUACGGCGCUGCCCGCAAGUGGGUACUUGACACACUCUCCAACCGCCUGACUGAAUCUCAAUCCAAAUCCGACGUAGGAGUCAAAGUUAUCGACCAUCUCCGGUACGCCAUGUUCGGCUUGUUAGUGCUCAUGUGCUUUGGAGACAAACUCGACGAGAAACAGAUCAACAAAAUCGAAGAGGUCCAAAGGGGGUCGCGGGUGUUGCUUAGUUUAAGCCGGUUCGGCAUACUCAAUUUCUGGCCUUCAUUAACAAAAAUCAUACUCAAGAAGAAGUGGGCCGAGUUCUUUCAACUCCGAAAAGACCAAGCAGAUGUGUUCCUUCCUCUCAUCCGAGCACGAAAGGAGGUAAAGCUAAACGAGGAUGAUAGUUAUGUGCUUUCUUAUGUUGAUACGCUCUGGGAUUUAGAGCUUCCCGACGAGAAGAGGAAGCUGACGGAAGACGAGAUCAUUAGCCUGUGUGUAGAGUUUCUUGAUGCCGGAAUUGAUACUACUACAGCCGCGUUGCAGUGGAUCAUGGCCAACAUAGUGAAGUAUCCAACUGUGCAGGAGAGGCUUUUGGCUGAGAUUAAAGGAGUUAUGGGUGAAACAGAUGAGGAGGUGAAAGAGGAGGACUUGCAGAAGAUGCCUUAUUUAAAAGCUGUGAUCUUGGAGGGUCUAAGGCGUCACCCUCCAGUGCAUUUCGUCGUGCCGCAUUCGGUUACGCACGACGUCGUUUUGGAUGGUCAUUUGGUGCCGAAGAACGGGACGGUGAACUUCAUGGUGGCGAGUAUGGGUUGGGACCCUGAAGUGUGGGAGGACCCUAUGGCUUUCAAGCCAGAGAGGUUUUUGAAUAAGGGAGAAGGAGAAGGGGUUGACAUAACUGGGAGUCGGGAGAUUAAAAUGAUGCCUUUUGGGGUUGGGAGGAGGAUUUGUCCUGGACUUGGUUUGGGUGUGCUUCAUCUCGAGUAUUUCGUGGCGAAUUUGGUUUGGAAAUUCGAGUGGAGAGGUGUCAAGGGAGAGGAUGUUGAUUUUGCGGAGAAGCAAGAGUUCGCUAUGGUCAUGAAAAAUCCAUUGAAGGCUCAUAUUUCACCAAGAGUUAUGAAAUGA